AUUCCCUAUUUUGCUUAUACUUUAAGAAUAUUCAACUAGGACGAUUGUGAUAGGAGACGCGACUUACACCAUGUUGUCGAGGUUUUUUGUCUUUUUCCCCUUGGUGUUAUCCUUGGUGGCAUUUAUCCUCUCCAUUCUGUGCCUCUUUGCUGGACAUAAUGAAGGCUUUAUGGAAGAGUAUGCUGUAGCACGGCUCAACACCUCAAUGAUCGGUCAAAACUUGAUCGACACCAGCAGCGACGCCUCCACCAACGAGGAAGACGACGACAACCUCUUCGGCAGUGUCAAGGACAAGUGGGAAAAGGCCAAGGAAAAGGUCAAGGAAGAGAUCAACGACAUUACCGGAGAUGUCGCCGACGAGCUGGCCGACAGGCUUGGUGUUUCCGAGUGGUACUCUAUCCAUGUCAUGUCGACGUGCGACGGAGACUUUAAACCCAAUGCCACGAGCCCCGGUGCUGGGUUCAACGUUACCAACUGUACCAACUCGGCCCCUGAGAAACGAUUCAACCUUACCGAGUUGCUUGACCACCAGCUUGAAGUUGGUCCCUUCCAGCUCAGCCUGACCGAUAUCAACUGGCCCGAUGACAUUCAGGACGCGAUCGAUAUGCUCAACUCGGCUCUGCUCGCCUUGUUUGUGCUUUACGUCCUCGGUGUAGGCUUCUCGGGUCUUGCUAUGCUAGGCAGUCUCGCAGCCUUCUUCCUCUUUUCACGCCGUGGUGUCAACGCAGCCAACCUCGGCCUCGCCAGUCUCGCAGCACUGUGUCUCACAGUGGGCAGCAUUCUCGUUACAGUCGCCGGCGACAAGGGCGUCGACAAGAUCAACGACGUUGGCGAUGAUGUUGGAAUUUCCGCAUCUCUUGGCACAAAGUUCCUCGCCUUGACCUGGGCAUCUUCUGGACUCAUGAUUGCUGCGACAAUCUACUGGACGACACACCUCUGCCUCAUGCGACGCGAGAGAAAGCGACAGUGGACACCUCGCAAGGGCAGCUACUGAAUUUCCCUAACGACUAGAAUGAUUCACACUUUCCUUGGUUAAAAAUCGGUUUUGGGGUGGCGGCUAUGAUACCAGAGUGUUUAACUUGUUAAGGGGUUGAAGAAUGGUUUCCCUCUUUUAUGACUUUACACAUUAUACACACAGCCACGCAAUUGGCAUAUGAACAACUAUUAAAUAACAAAUAGUAAUAAGAUAGCUGGUCUAUCCAAAUUGGCUUCAA
Messenger RNA from Fusarium vanettenii 77-13-4, 1214 nucleotides. RefSeq lists its product as uncharacterized. NCBI's taxonomy places the organism in Eukaryota, Fungi, Ascomycota, Sordariomycetes, Hypocreales, Nectriaceae. Bases 71 to 994 code for a protein of 307 amino acids. The transcript has 3 exons. Gene Ontology annotation, cellular component: cell cortex of cell tip; plasma membrane. Gene Ontology annotation, biological process: fungal-type cell wall organization. The record is from RefSeq and is a predicted model, not a curated record.